This is a messenger RNA of Actinia tenebrosa (Australian red waratah sea anemone), 1747 nucleotides long. RefSeq names its product 3'-5' exoribonuclease 1. Gene Ontology annotation, molecular function: nucleic acid binding; 3'-5'-RNA exonuclease activity. The record is from RefSeq and is a predicted model, not a curated record. Lineage: Eukaryota; Metazoa; Cnidaria; Anthozoa; Actiniaria; Actiniidae.
UGAAAAAUGGAGUAAAAUAGGAAAUUGAAGGUGGGAAAAUUUUUAUUUCACUUUGUCGCAAAGAAUCUAGAAACGACUUUGAGCCUGCGGUGAACGGAUACGCGGCUUCACUAGUUUAGAAAAACAAAAAUGGCGGAAGGAUUGGAACAAGAAGAAGACGUUGAAGAAACGAAACAAGAACAAGUAUACUACGACCAUCCUGUCUAUAAAGAAAUAUCACUGACUAAUGGCAAGAUCAAUAAGAUGAAGAAAAAUGAAGUGAGAAGCAUUUUAAUUGAAAUGGGUCUUGAUGCAAGAGGAGUUAAAGAGGUAGUACAGAAGCGACUUAAAAGUCAUAUCAAAAAAGAGAAGCUUUUACAAGCUAAAUUAGAACAAGAGAAAAAGAAAGUUUUACAUUACUACUGCGUGAUUGAUUUUGAAGCAACUUGUGAAAAGGAUAACCCAGAGGGCUAUAAACACGAGAUCAUUGAAUUUCCUGCUGUGCUUGUCGAUGCUAAGACCUUGGAAGUGGUGGAUGUUUUUCAUCAAUACUGUAAACCUUUACUAAAACCAAUUCUAUCAGAAUUCUGCACUGAAUUGACUGGAAUAACUCAGGAAAUGGUAGACAAAUCCCCAUCGUUUCCUCAAGUUUUUGAUGAUUUCAACAUAUGGCUCAGAGAACAUGAACUUGGUACACAAUAUAAAUUUGCUGUUGUUACUGAUGGGCCUUGGGAUAUAUCAAGAUUUCUAAAACUACAAUGUGAUAUUUGUAGAAUAACUCUACCAAAAUGGUCCUCAAGAUGGAUCAACAUUAGAAAGCAUUAUCGUAAUUACUACAAAACUGGAUGCAAGCUGAAUGAAAUGCUGGAGAAUUUAGGUUUAAUCUUUGAAGGCAGGCCACAUUCUGGCAUAGAUGACUCAAAGAAUAUUGCUAGAGUAUUGAUAAAAUUGAUUGAGGAUGGCUGUGAGCCAUAUUUUAAUGAAAAGCUGAAAUGAAUUAGUAUAUUUAAAUUCUAGCACACAUUUUAUUUGAGGUAGGGUUAGUGGAUAAAUUAAUAUUUAUUACAAAACUAUAGCAGUUAUUGAUCAAGCAUCAGUUAGAUGGAAUUAUGGCGGACUGUAUUAUAAAAAUAGUUCACUUGACUGGCAGUUCCCUACACCAUCUCAAAAAGGUAUCUUGUCCUGUGCAUGAACAUGUGAAUAAUUGUCCAAGGUGUUGAAAAAGGUCUCUAUCAUCAUAAGAUCACCACCAUUCUUGCCUUGCUUUCACAGGAAUGGUUAUCUUUCAAGAUGAUGCACAGAACUGUGAAGAAUAUGUGAAAAAAUGGAUGUAUAGGUACUGAGCCCUCAUGAUAGAAAUUCAUCAAAACUCCAUUUUCUCUUUUUCAUUUCAAUGUGAUCACUUUUGGGUCACACCAUUCUAAAAAAUCUGAAAAGCUAUCGGAUAGUUGUAGAAAAUAUCCUUACUUUUUUACAAAACAAAGGAAUAUGUUUGUGAAGAUAUCAUUUUCACAUUAGAAAUAAUACACGUAUGAUAUACAAUUGUAAUUGAGACUUUUAGCUCCAAAAAAUAUCCAUAUACUUCCCAAAUAAAAUAAUUUCAGAAGGGGGUCUAAAUCGGAGUAGAUCAAAAAAAAAAAUUUUAUGUAAGGAUGUUUGGGAUAUUUUUUUUACAUUUAAUUUAAAAAUCUAAUCAUUAUAGUUAGAACUUCAUCAAACUUUUAAAAAGGUACUUAAGAACUUAUGCAAUAAAAUGGUUUUUCCUUUA